Molecule: messenger RNA, 6179 nt
Organism: Acanthopagrus latus (yellowfin seabream)
Lineage: Eukaryota; Metazoa; Chordata; Actinopteri; Spariformes; Sparidae
Gene: lamb4
Product: laminin, beta 4
Exons: 37
Coding region: 129-5654 (1841 amino acids)
Source: RefSeq, a predicted model, not a curated record
CUCCACCCUGCAGGAGUGACACCUGCUCAGGAAGUACUGGUUGCCCAUGAAGUUGGUGCGGUCGUAGACCAUGAAGCAGCCUCUCUCCACCCUGCAGGAGUGACACCUGCUCAGGGUACCCUCGGGCUAUGUUUGUCUCAGGUGUGCUCUUACCUGCCCAGGUGUGUUCAUUCCUUCCUGGUGGCAGCAGAAGCAGGAUCCACCAGAGUCCACAGCAGCUUGUCAACAUGAUCUUCAUCAUUUUAAUUGUUUUUCUUCCAGGGACUCAGCUGCAAGACCUCCAGGAUCUCCAGGAUCUCCAGGAUCAGUGUCCCACUGGCUCCUGUAACCCCCAGCUCGGUGACUUGAUGGUGGGUCGAGCGGCGCAGCUGUCGGCCUCUUCCACCUGCGGCCUGGAUGGACCACAGAACUACUGCAUUAUUGGAUACCUGGAGGAGGAACAGAAAUGUUUCACGUGUGACUCACGGCUGCCGUACAAUCGCUAUAGCAACCCCAACAGCCACCGCAUUGAGAACGUCAUCACGACCUUCGACCCCGAGAGAAAAAUGAAGUGGUGGCAGUCUGAGAACGGUGUUCAUCACGUUAGCAUCAGGCUAGAUCUGGAAGCAGUGUUCCAAUUCAGUCACCUGGUCCUCACCUUCAAGAGCUUUCGACCAGCAGCCAUGUUGGUAGAGCGUUCGAAGGAUUUUGGACAAAGUUGGAAAGUUUUUCGUUUUUUCGCAGAAGAUUGUUCGCUUAAUUUUCCUUCAGUGUCAAACCAACCAGCUAACAGCGUCGACGACGUCAUCUGUGACAGCAGAUACUCCGGCUCACAGCCAUCCACUGAUGGAGAGGUGGUGCUAAAAGCUUUGGAUCCCAUCUUUGAAAUAGAAAACCCUUAUGCACCCAACAUCCAAGAUCUAAUCACCGUGACGAAUAUUCGGGUUAACUUCACUCGUCUCUUCACGCUGGGGGACACGCUACUCGGUCGAAGACGCCGGAACCCUCAGGACAAAUAUUACUACGCUCUUUACAACAUGGUGGUCCGAGGCAGCUGUUUCUGUAACGGACACGCCAGCCAGUGUACACCUGUGGACCGAAGACGGGGCGAUGUCUUCACCCAGACUGGCAUGGUUCAUGGUCGAUGUGUCUGUUGGCACAACACAGCUGGAGAGAACUGUGAGAGAUGUCAGGACUUUCACCAUGACUCCCCCUGGAGGCCAGGAGGAGAAGACACAAUCGACAUCUGCAGGAGAUGUAACUGUCACGGUCACUCGGACUCAUGUCACUUCGAUGCUGCUCGAUUCGAAGAGACAGGCGGUGUGAGCGGUGGUGUAUGUGAUGACUGCCGCCAUGACAGGACAGGGCCUCAGUGUGAACUAUGUCGACCUUUUCUGUAUCAGGACCCACAGAGAGUGGUGGAAGACCCGCACGCCUGCAUACCAUGUGACUGCGACCCGGCUGGUUCUCAGGGUGGUGGGCUGUGUGACGCUCUGAGCGGUCGAUGUGUGUGUAAAGAAAAUGUUGAUGGUCAACGCUGCGAUCGCUGCAAACAAGGCUUCUUCAGUCUGCGACAGGACAACCCAGCCGGCUGUCAGGCAUGCAGGUGUCAUGGUUUGGGAAGUGUCGGGUCAUGUGAUCAGGUGACCGGAAGUUGUGAAUGCAACCUUUUGGCAACUGGACCGCUGUGUGAUCGUUGUCUGGAGGGUUUCUGGGGUUUGGGAAACUCUGCGUUCAGAUGUUCACCCUGCGACUGUGAUAUCGGUGGAGCUCACAGCAACAGGUGUUCUCCAGAAGACGGACAGUGUCACUGUUUACCCAACAUGGUGGGUCGGCGCUGCUCGAACCCUGCCCCCGGCCACUUCCUGCCUCCACUGGACUAUUUCCUGUAUGAGGCAGAACUCGCUGCUCCGCUGCAUGGAAGAGCUUCUUCUUCUCCUCCUCCUUCGACUCCUCCAUCUUCUUCUUCUUUGUUGAAUCCGGUGGUGUUACCAAAGUGCGAGCAGUACUUCAGAGAGCAGGGUUACGACUUUAAGUUCACUAACGGACGAGUUGUUUUGGUUCGGCGCACUCGGCGCACUCCACGCACCCGCCACAGGAGACAGGGACAGCAGAGCAGCAUCCCUCUGGACCCGGGUCACGCCCUACAGAUUGUUCCCCGUCAGAAAACAGCUGAUCAGCCAGUCACCUGGACCGGCCUGGGAUUGGUCAGAGUAUUAGAGGGGGUGGGGCUUAGGUUCACUGUGGACAACCUCCCAUCAUCGAUGGAUUACCAGCUGGUGAUUCGUUAUGAGCCUGAGGCUCCGUCUGACUGGCUGGCUUCAGUCAGCAUCACCACAGUGUCGCUGGGUGACGGCAGCUGCAGCAGUGACCCGGCAGAAAGUAAAACUCUGAUCCUUCCUGGAAACUCAAGAGGAGCUGUUCUGGACUCUCCUGUGUGUCUGAACACAGGCGGUCGGUACUUUGUGGACAUUGUCUUUGACAAACAACCCGGAUCUGACGUUUCAUCCAGUUCUCACAUCCUGAUUGACUCGAUGGCCCUGAUUCCCAGUAUCGAGUCUGUCCAAGAUUUCUGCUCCCAGAGCGACCUUGACGCUUUCCGCAGCUUUCGUUGCAUUGGACUGGCUGCCAAACUUAGUCCCCAGGAGUCACUACCAGAAGUUUGUGAGGGACUCAUGAAGAGCAUGUCGGCACGAAUCCACAAUGGAGCAGCUCCUUGCAGGUGUAACGUUGCUGGCUCGCUUGGACCUUUCUGUAGUGAACUGGGAGGGCUCUGUGAAUGUAAACCUAAUGUGAUUGGCCGUUGUUGUGAUACGUGUGCACCACUGACAUUUGGAUUCGGACCGGGCGGCUGCAAACCAUGUGAGUGUGACCCUCAUGGUUCAGUGUCGGAGCUAUGCGAUCAGAUCAGAGGUCAGUGUGCAUGUCGUUCAGAUGUAACCGGUCGACGCUGUGAUCGCUGUCAGUCGGGAUUCUGGGGUUUCCCGUUCUGUCGAGCCUGUGAAUGUAACGGACUAUCGGAGGAAUGUGAUGAAGAGACCGGCGAGUGUCUGAACUGCAGGGAGCACACCACCGGACCCAACUGUGACAGGUGUAUGGAUGGUUUCUAUGGUGACCCUGUCUCCAGAAAGCCCUGUCAGCCCUGCCUGUGUCCAGAUGUACAGAACAGUGGGCGAUUCUUUGCCACUUCCUGCCAACACAACCCACAAUUGCUCAGUAUGGACUGUAACUGCAGGGAAGGGCACACAGGUCCACGGUGCGACAGAUGCAGCCCUGGUUUCUAUGGCAACCUGGCAUUGCCAGGUGCCAGUUGUGAGGAGUGUCCCUGCAACAACAACAUCGAGCUGGGAGACCGCAACGCCUGUGACGGCCUGACGGGAGAAUGUCUGCGCUGCCUUCACAACACGUUUGGACCACGAUGCCAAGACUGCAAACCUGGUUACUACGGCAACGCCCUGGACCAGGACUGCAAAGAAUGCUCCUGUGACCGGCGGGGGACUGAAGUGACUCAGUGUCCUCUGGGGAGUCCCUGUUUCUGUGACUCGAGGACAGGACAGUGUCCCUGCAGGACAGGGGUGGAGGGCGUCUUGUGUGACGAGUGUGAGGACGGAUACUGGAACCUGGGUGGAGUGUCGGGGUGUCAGCCAUGCAGCUGUGACUCUGUUAACUCUUUCUCCAACAUCUGCAACAAGGUGACAGGACAGUGUCCGUGUCGUUCUGAAUUUGGAGGAAGACAAUGUGAUGAAUGUGGAGAGAAUCACUUUGGGAAUCCAGACCUGCAGUGUAUCUCUUGUGACUGUAACAUGGAGGGAACCGAGCGUCCAUCAUGUGAUCCAGAAACCGGCGAAUGUAUCUGUCGGCUCGGAGUCACUGGUAUUUUCUGUGAUGAGUGUGCACCCGGGUACGACCCAACAUUUCCAGCAUGCAGGCAGUGCCACCCCUGCACCGCCCUCUGGACCCAAGAUGUGACCGACGUCCAGCGAGCUGCCCUAAUGAUGAGAAACUUCAUCCCUCACCACAGCGACAACCUGCGGCCUGAAAACAGUCGCCGUCGACAAGGGAUGCUGGAGAUUCACUCCAAGCUGGACACCCUCUCCAACUUGACAGGACUGUCCCUGUCAAAGGUGGAGAAGGUGGAGAGACUGUGUGCGAUGAUCAGGAAGCUUACAGACGUCACGGACCCGAAUGUGAUCCUGAUCGACCCAUCUCCUCUCCUCAACGCUGAAAUCGAAAAUAUUCAUCUCGAGUUCAAGAAGCUGCUGAACAACCUGAAGCAGAAAGUGUCUGAAGAUCCGGACAGUGAAGAUGAAGACGUGGAGGAGAUGCUGGAUGAGAUCAAGAAGCUUCAUAGAGCCUUCAUGUCAGACGAGAAGAGAGUGAGAAAUGCUAACAAAGCUGUGGAGGUUUCCAUGGACACCAGACAGGAAGUCAAACACAAACUGAGCAUGUGCAGCAGCAGAGGAGACCUGGCACCACUGGAGAAGAGGGUCAAAGAGCUCAGUGUGGUCGACCUCAACCGAAAGGUCUGUGGAGCAGCAGGUCUGGAGGACUGCUCAGGAUGUGCUGGAGCUCUGUGUGUUGUGGAUCUUGGAAAGAGAAGAUGUGGAGGUCCAGACUGUGAUGGAGCAGUUCCUGUGAGUCAGAAGGCUUCAGAGAUGGCAGACAGAGCGAAUGAGCAACUCAUCACACUCCCGUCCAGACUGCAGGAGUCCAACAACAAGAUCAAUGAUGCCCAACAGGCGGCUCAGGAUACCAAAGACCAAGCCAAAGAGCUGCAGGACCGGAUAAAUGACAACAUGGACUCCUACGAGAGAGAGAAGAAGAAAACCAAGGAGCUUAUCCAGCGAGUCAAAGACUAUCUGAUGGAUGAGAUGGUUCCUCCAGAAGACAUUGAAAAAAUGGCCCGAGCUGUUCUGGACAUCCAGCUGCCACGAUCACCUGAUCAGAUUCGAUCAAUGAUCAAUAACAUCAACAAUCUGCUGUCCAACACCUCCAACUUCCAGGACAACCUGAGUAACCUAGAGGAGCAUGCCAUGAUGGGCCAGGACCUGCUGCAGAAAUCUCAAGAGCUUAAGGAGCGGACAAAGAACAUUGAUGUGACAGAGAUCACCAGGAACAUUUAUGAAGCAGAGAAAGCUCAGGACAAAGCCAACGACGACCUGGAAGCAGCCAGCAGGGACAGAGACACGACCAGAGAUCGAGUCCAAGACAUUAAAGACAAAAUGGACAACAUCGAAACAAAGCUGAUGGAUCAUCAAGUUGAAGCUCUGAAGGACAAGAUCGACGCCCUGAAGAAGAAAACAGAACUGAACCGACAGAUGGCGAGAGAUGCCAGAGAGACUGCAGACUCUGUGUUAAACAACACUACUGACGUACAGACAGAUCUGGACGAUGUGAGGAAGCUGUUUGAGCUUCUGAAGCAGAAAAAUGAGAAUGAGAUGGAUCAGAGUGGAGCUGGUGAACGACUGAAGAACAUCACGGAGGAGGUGGAGAGGAUGAAGAGACAGGUGGAGGACAAACUCAGACAGAUAAAAGAUCUAGAGGAGAAGAUCCAUCAGUUGAUCAGGAGAAAAGAAGACAAAGCAGCCGAAGUAUCCACGUUGUUGGAGACAGUGGAUUCCCUCCGAAAAGAAAUCUCCAAACGAGCAGAAGGAUACGUCAGCUGUACUUCAUAAAUACUACGGAAUACUUAAAAUACUUAAUACACUGUUGAAUUCCGAUCAAUACUGGUUUAUCAGUUAAUUUGUUAAAGGAUGUAUUGAUGUGUUGAAACUGGAUCAAUACUGGUUUAUGAGUUGAUUAGUUUAUGGUUUAUUGAUGAUGUGUUGAAUGUGACGUUCCUGAGGGUUCUAGUUUUGGACCCUUGUUGUUCCCGAUGAACACUGAUGCACGUCUGAUGUUUCAUUUCAGAUGAUUAUUGACCUUUACUUUUUCACUGUCACUCUGAAUAACUAAUCCAGUCACACUCAUUAGAGCUUUAGCACAUCAGAGAUUUUGUGCAUGUGGACCCACUGUUUUACUUUUUCAGCAUGCUUUUAUUUUCAUUUGAAAUUAAUAAUGGGAAUUUAGUUAUUUUUCACAAUAAAAUGCACCAAAUAGUUUUGAAUGAACUGUCUGCUGUAAAAAAUAAUUAAGACUUUCUCAUAUUUUCUGUCUGAUAAAUUCAAAGAUUAAUAAAAUAUUUCACAUAGGUGCUCAGA